GUAGUCUUCUGGAGCCAUUAACUUGUUAGCAUCACCUUGCGCCGCACAUCCCCACGGCUUUGUCACUAGCUGCAUAGCUAGCCCCCAAGAUGGCAGACCGGACGUGGAUGUACCUUAAAAACCACACGUGUGGUGAGUACUUGACUGAUUUGAAGUCAUUCAUAGAUGCAGCAGAGACAGAUCAAUUGAAGCAGGGCAAGUCCGCCAUAAGUUGUUCAUGUGUUGACUUUGAGAAUGACAUACAGUUCUCAAGUUCAGUUCAUGUCCAUGCCCAUUUGAUCAUUCGAGGUUUCAUGGAGGACUACAUUUGUUGGAAUAUGCAUGGAGAAGAAGGUUGUAAUGUUCGAGACCUUGAGGCCGACCGUAUGCAUCAAGAAACCACUUGUAACGAACAAUCUGGAAAAUUUUAUGCUUGUCAAGAUGAGGAGGAAGUACACUCUGACAAUCAGGAUGUUGGGAAUGAUCUUAGUGACGAUGACCUAAUACAAAUCGGUGACAACUAUGUCCAUGUGGCUGAUCAAUUGGAGGAGAUGGUGCGUGAUGCCAUGGGGUACGAUGGGCAUAUUUGGAGUUUGAGAAACUGAAAAAGUUGGUGACAGACAUGAAGACACCACUCUAUCCGGGCUGCAAAGAGAAGUACACGAAACUGUUCGCAUCACUCAAACUUCUCCAAUUGAAGGCAACCCACCAUAUGACGGCUCGGGGUUUCAAGGCUUUGUUGGACCUACUAAGGGACAUGUUGCCAGAAGGGAAUGAGAUACCUAAGACAACCUAUGAGGACAAGCAAAACAUUUGCCCUUUGGGAUUGGAGGUCGAGAAGAUACAUGCUUGUAAGAACGAUUGCAUUCUAUUUCGUGGAGACCAUGCUAACGACACUGAAUGCCCAAAGUGUCAAACGUCUCGAUAUAAGCAAAAAAAAUGAUGGUGGUGAUGAGGUAAGGAGGCAUGGAGCUCCUCAAAAGGUGGCCUGGUAUUUCCCUUUGAUUCCUCACUUGAGGCGUUUGUUUGCAUCAAGAAAGGACGCACAGCUUUUGCGUUGGCACAUGGAGGGCCGGAAGCAGGAUUAUUACAUACGACACCCAGCAGAUUCCACACAGUGGCACAUCGUUAAUCACAAAUAUGGUUCAUUUGCUGAUGAUCCAAGGAAUCUUCGAUUUGGAUUAAGCACAGAUGGGAUGAAUCCAUUCGGUCAGAUGAGUAGCUCACACAGUGUCUGACCAAUGUUGGUGUCGAUCUACAUCUUCCGCCUUGGCUUUCUAACAAGAGGAAAUACAUGAUGAUGUCAAUGAUCAUCUCAGAUCCGCAUAAGCCAGGCAUUGAUAUUGACGUGUAUCUGAGGCCAUUGGUGGAUAAUCUGAAAACACUAUGGUCAGAAGGUGUUCAGGUCUACGACGCGUACAAAAGAGCACCCUUCACAGUACGUGGCCUUCUCUUCACCACCAUCACUGAUAUACUAGGAGGCCGUUCUGUGCCAGGGCAGUGCAAAGGCAAAAAGGAUUGUCCCCACUGUUUAGAUGACACUGAGACUCUUUGGCUCAACAACUCAAAGAAACAGGUGUACAUCUGUCAUCGACGCUUCCUUCCUGAUUCACAUGCAUACAGACAUAUGAAACGCCAAUUUGAUGGCACGAGAGAGUUAGCCAAAGCUCCGAGGCAUUUCAGUGCUGCUUAUGUCUACAGUCAGGUCAAGGAUCUCCCAAAUGCCCAUGGCAAGAAAAGCACUACUACCCUUGGAAAGAGAAAGCGCGACAAAGAAGCAGUUGAUCCAAAGAUCAUGUGGAAGAAGAAGUCAAUCUUGUGGGAGCUGCCUUACUGGGUAGAUUUAGCUGUCCGUCAUAGUAUAGAUGACAUGCAUGUGAAAAAAAAUGUAUGUGGAAGUCUACUCGGAACACUCAUGAAUGAUAAGUACAAAACGAAGGAUCAUGUAAAAGGACGAGCUGAUCUAGAAGAAUAGGACAUUAGACCUGAAUUUUGUCUUGAUGCCACCAGUAGUACACGUCUACCGGCAUCUGCUGUGAAUCUAACCAGGGAAGAGAAGAAGGAAUUAUGCGACUUCUUACGUAGUGUGAAAGUUCCUUCUGGAUAUUCAUCUAAUAUCAGGAAACUUGUCCAUGCCAAGGAACAGAAAUUUCUGCCGAUGAAAGCUCAUGAUUGUGAUGUCAUGCUCACCACCAUGCUUGCGGUUGCUAUCAGGAACAUAUUGCCGGAAAAAGUAAGAAGGGCUAUCAUGAGCUUGUGCUUUUUCUUUAACGCAAUCUCUCAGAAGGUUAUUGAUGAGACGACAUUGGAUGAUCUUGAGAAGAACUUCUUUCACACAAUUUGUCUUCUUGAGGCGUAUUUCCCACCAUCAUUCUUUGAUGUCUUUGUACAUCUCAUGGUUCACCUAGUGUGGGAGAUAAGGUACCUUGGGCCGAUGUUCCUGCAUCACAUGUAUCCUUAUGAGAGAUUCAUGAGCACUCUUAACAAGUAUACCAAGAGUCGAGUUCAUCCUGAGGGAAGUAUGGUUCAGGGCUACUCUACUGAGGAGGUAGUUGAUUGGUGUCUUGAUUACAUUGAUCCUAGUAAUCCAAUCGGCAUAUCAAAGUCUCACCAUGAGGGAAGGUUAGCUGGCAUAGGGAUUCUUGGGGAGAAGACAUUCACUCCGGACAUGAAUUCUUACCGACAAGCACAUUUUCUUGUGUUGCAACACACAGUUGAAGUAUCUCCUUACAUCGAUGAGCAUAAGGAGCACUUGCGUGAAUUGAAUCCCGGGAGAAGCGAAACUUGGCUAGCUAAGACGCAUAUGAGUGGAUUCAACAUUUGGUUUAGAGACCGGAUCCAAAUGUCAGACUCUAGGAUAGAUGAUGCGCUUAGAAACUUGGCAUGUGGUCCAGUGUUCACCAUCACCACUUAUCAAGGAUAUGAUAUAAAUGGCUACACCUUCUACACCAUUGCACAAGAUAAUAAAAGCACAUACCAAAGUUCUAGUGUUCGUAUAGAAGCUCUAGACAACAAUUUGCAUAAAACUUCGUACUAUGGACAAAUAGAGGAGAUAUGGGAGCUGACCUAUCCGGAUUUUAAGGUGCCAAUUUUCAAAUGUCGUUGGGUUCAGGGCAGAAAGAGUGUCACGAAAGACAUGUAUGGGUUCACCACAGUAGAUCUUAAACAAGUUGGGUACAAGGAAGAGCUAUUUGUGCUUGCUGAUCAAGUCUCUCAAGUCUUCUAUGUGACUGACACGAUGGAUGAGAGAAGACACGUGGUUCUCCCAGGAAAAAGACGAGUUGUCGGAGUUGAAAAUGUGGUGAUUGAGGAGGAUUUGAAUCCAUGUGACGAAAUCCCACCCUUUGGUCCCUGCAUUAUUCCCGUAAUUCAAGAAAGUGAGAAAACCCCCUACUUACGAUCCGACCAUAAAGAAGGGGUCACUGUGGCAAAAGCUCGGAAAAAAGGAGGAAAACGACAAGCCAAGAAAAGAUGAGGUAGUUAAAUGUGAGAUUUGUACAAUAUGUGAGAUUUGUAGAAUAUGUGAGAUUUGUGUAAUAAAUUGGUGU
Panicum virgatum (switchgrass) is the source of this 3527-nucleotide messenger RNA. RefSeq lists its product as uncharacterized. Lineage: Eukaryota; Viridiplantae; Streptophyta; Magnoliopsida; Poales; Poaceae. The record is from RefSeq and is a predicted model, not a curated record. Bases 2138 to 3454 code for a protein of 438 amino acids. The transcript has 2 exons.